This is a messenger RNA of Temnothorax curvispinosus, 2491 nucleotides long. RefSeq names its product inosine-uridine preferring nucleoside hydrolase-like. The record is from RefSeq and is a predicted model, not a curated record. The transcript is spliced from 7 exons. Gene Ontology annotation, molecular function: hydrolase activity, hydrolyzing N-glycosyl compounds. The coding region runs from base 826 to 1830 and encodes 334 amino acids. Lineage: Eukaryota; Metazoa; Arthropoda; Insecta; Hymenoptera; Formicidae.
UGUGUGUGUGUGUGUACUGUUAAUUUUAUAUUAUUUGAUAUCCAUACUGUGUAUUCAUAUCCUCGAAUGCAAUAUUUUGUGUAUCGGAGUUGCGAUUUUUUCUAGUCCCACGAAUUCUCGUGACCCUUAUUGUACUUAAUUUUCGCACCUCGUGCGAAAAUAAAACUUUCGCGUCUUUUGAACUCGAAAAGAACGCUGAACGAAGAGCGCAAAAUUACUGAAAUGCGUACAAAUCGCGAUUGCUUUGAGUUUGGGUUUUGAAUUAAUUUCCACCGAGGACCUAUAAUAUUAUAUGACAUUACAUGUAGUUCUUAUCUGCGCGCGCGCGACGUCUCGAGUUUAGAUAACGGAUAUAGAGACAAUCGCACACUUGAAUGAGCGACAACACAUACACGCAAAAUGCAAUUAAGAUUAAGAUUCAACUUGAGUUCGUAUCAAAAUUUCAUAGCACGUUACCUUUCACAUUUGCGAAUAAAAUCAAUAUCUUUCUUUCUCGUUUGUUCAAUUCAAGUGUAUCAGGAUUCUUUAAAAGUAGUCGAGACUAUCCUGAACCACACGGGCAAGUUAGCGAACGGCGAUAUUUGAGAUUCGCCAUUUCGCUCGCGACCGGAAUUGGCAUUAAGAGUGCUGGUGCUCUCGUAAAGUAAAACUGUGUAAAAACUAAUUUGACAAACAAAACGCGUUAUCAACCGUACUUUCUUAUCAAUCCUAUAAAUACGAGAGUACGUCUCACCCGAGUUGCACUCUAAUAAUAAAUGAUAACGUUGCCGGUACCUCACACGACUCACGUGCACGUGCGUUUUCCGCGAUAAGAAUUAUAAGAAAAUGUUAUCGGCGGUAAAGUCCGAGAUAGAUAUGCGCGAGGUGAAGGCUCCGAGGAAUAUUAUCGUGGACUGUGACGCCGGUAUCGACGACGCUCUGGCCUUGAUCGUUCUCUUAGCUGGUCACACAGACGGGAGAAUCCACGUUAAAGCCAUCACCUGUGUUAACGGUAACACCAAAGUGGACAAUGUCGUGAGAAACGUGUUCAGAACGCUCAACGUAUGCAACUGCACGGAUAUACCCGUUUAUCGAGGAGCGUAUUCGCCUCUGCUGGAUACUCCAAAUGCGAAGGAAACGGCAUUGGAGCAGUAUCACGGAACUGAUGGAUUCGGAGAUGCGUUUGCCGACGACCCGGACACGAGUAAACUUCAACAAGAGCAUGCCGCGUGCGCGUUACACAGAAUCACGUCGGAGGAUCCAGGUAACAUUUCCGUGGUCUGCAUCGGUCCCCUGACGAACAUAGCGAUGGCUAUGAAACUGUAUCCAGAGUUUGCGGACAACGUGAAGGAAUUUUUUGUGAUGGGUGGAAAUUCAACUGCACAGGGUAACAUAACUGCGCAAGCGGAAUUUAAUUUCUACGCGGACCCGGAAAGCGUGCACAUCGUACUCAACAGCAACAACAAGCCUCUAUGGUUGUUACCAUGGGAGUCCUGCUUAGAGACCAGAAUUACACAUGAAUGGCGAAGGGACGUGUUAGGCAAAAUAGACAAACCCUGCGUACAUAUGAUGAACGCAAUCGAGGACAGCAGACGCUCACAAGCGAAGAAGCAUUUUCCUUAUUAUACUAUGUGCGAUGCUUUCUUAGCCGGAAUCGUGUUGAUACCUCAUAUGGCCAAGAAUGUCGUCGCAUGGCACGCGGACAUCGAAUUGAUCGGCAAUAGAACUCGGGGCCAAGUUGUUCUCGAUCAUCUGUUGUCGAACAAACCGAAUGUGAAUUUGAUACACGGUUUUGAUUCGGAGAUUUUUAAGAAAAUUUUACUGGAUGCAGUGAACACGAUUCGUGAUUAACGGGAGCAAUAACAAACACAUGUAUAGAUGAGAAGAGACUAGAGAAUUUAUUUUCAAGAUCACGUUAAAGAAAACGAUAUGGAUUUAAUGGCUCUUGUACCUGAUUUUACAACGGCACCACGUAUCCAGGUAUGCGAUCAUCAUCCAGGAGAAAUGCCAAGAAGACAGAUUUUUAUUCUAAUUUCAUACUCACUCAUUAAUAUUUACUUGUAUGUAGUAUUCGAAACUUGUCCAAGUAUUAAAAUUAGUUUUCGAAAUAUGUAUAUAUAUAUUGCAUAUUACAAUAUAUUGCAAUUAAUUUAUUUUAUUUCGAAUUGCAUUUUAAAAUAAAAAUAUAUCGCGUUUAUGUAAAUUUAUCUUUCUUUUUCCUAGAUAGAAAAUUAGGUGAGAGUGCGAUUUUUAAUCGGAGUCGGAACGUGUGUAUUCCAACUCUCACUUAACUUUCUUCUACCUGAUUAUUUUAGAAAAAAGCUAAAAUUAUGAAAGCAUAGGUAUUUCGAAGUGUUAUUCAAAAUAAAAUAAUGUAAAUAAUUCUUUUCUAAUAAUUGUUAUCGCGUGUCUUUAAACAAAUUUGUUACAUAAUUUAAAAAAAAUGUUAAUUGUAAAGGAACUGUAAAGGUUUUAUAUCUUUACAUGGACUGGAAUAAAAGAAUAUUUUGGA